CCCAAUUAAAUCCAAUUCCCGAUGGUUACGCUUUAUCGGUUCUUCCCUCGUCCCAUUUUUUCACUACACCAUCGUAUCUCACAUCCACUUCAUAACUCGUCAACUCAGUAACGCGCUCGCGCGUGACGAAACCUUCUCGAACCUUCUCAGAUCGAACUUCGUUUCCUCUCCGCGAUCCAAUUCAACGCGCUUUCAUUUUCAACUUCAACUCUUUUUCCUCUCUUCGAUUUCGUUAAUCACGACUCUAACACCGCGUUUCGAGAACGAUAGCGGCAAUGGCAGAAGAGAAAGCGGUUACUAGCGGCGGCGGCGGUGGCGGUGGCGGUGAGAAGAAAGAGAAGACGACUGACACUGUUGAUUCUACUCAUGAAAACGGAAAGACGAAGCGUAAAGGUUUAAUUUCUCGAAUUUGGAAUUUUAUAUUUAGGUCUAAUAGAGAUAAUUUGGAAAAAAGGCUUCAGAGUAUUUCUAAGGAAGAAUCUUCGGUUAUGAGUAGAAUGAACAAGAGAUCCCGUUCUUGGAGGCGAGCUUCUCGCCAUAUUAUUAUUUUCUCUGUUUUAUUUGAGGUCAUUGCCGUAGCUUAUGCGAUUAUGACAACAAGAACUGUGGAUAUGAAUUGGAAAAUGAGGGCAAUUCGAGUUUUGCCGAUGUUUCUUUUGCCUGCAUUUUCAUCUGCUGCAUAUUCAACAUUUGUAAGCUUCAUAAGGAUGUGUGAUCGCAGGGACCAAAAAACUCUUGAUAGGCUGAGAGCUGAAAGGAAGGAAAAAAUUGACGACCUCAAAGAGAAGACAAACUAUUACAUUACUCAACAACUCAUUCAGAAAUAUGACACAGACCCAGCAGCAAAGGCGGCUGCUGCAACUGUUUUGGCAUCCAAGUUGGGUGCAGAAUCAGGUUUGAAACUGCACAUGGCAGAUGAAUCCAUAUCUGGUGCUCCGACAGGAAAGACCAACAAUGUUGAACUUGUGCAGUCUGGUGGACUUAGGAAUCGCAAACAAGGGCAAGCUCAAUCCACUACUCUAGGGACAACAGCUCCAAAUCAUCCCGAUCAACAAUUAGUUGCUUCCAGGGGAACUGAUCAAACUCAGACUCACACGCAGAAACAGGUUGUAGUUGUUGAGCAUCACCAACCUCAAAGCUCAACAAAGUAUGAUGGAGGAUGGAUUGCUCAAAUUGCAGCAUUGCUUGUGGGUGAGGAUCCAAAGCAGUCUUAUGCACUCAUAUGUGGUAACUGCUAUAUGCAUAAUGGUCUUGCUCGGAGAGAGGAUUUCCCAUUUAUCACUUACUACUGCCCACACUGCCACGCCCUGAACAAACCAAAGCAUUCAGCUGAGCCCAUAUCUGCUCUUAAUUCGACAAACACCAGGUCCCCUAAAACAGAUGGAGAGGCAGAUAAAAAUGAUAGUAUUUGUGCUUCUGACAGAUCGGUCACUAACAAUGAACCAGUAAAUGCUACCCGUGAGAUCGUCGAGCACACAUCUGAAGAGGUUGAGUUAGGAGGGAAUGAAGAAAGAUAGCUAUAAGAAAGCUUCAUUCAAGGACGGGCUGUUUGAAUACGUGUCUCAUUGUUCCAUGAAACUGACAACUAUAAAGAGAGCAACUUUGCAGUUGGUUUUGUAUCAUAUAUAUUUUGCCUGUGACUCAACGCAAAUUUUCUGAGA
This is a messenger RNA of Lathyrus oleraceus (garden pea), 1661 nucleotides long. RefSeq lists its product as uncharacterized. Gene Ontology annotation, biological process: endoplasmic reticulum tubular network organization. Gene Ontology annotation, cellular component: endoplasmic reticulum tubular network. Lineage: Eukaryota; Viridiplantae; Streptophyta; Magnoliopsida; Fabales; Fabaceae. The transcript has 5 exons. Bases 276 to 1517 code for a protein of 413 amino acids. The record is from RefSeq and is a predicted model, not a curated record.